UACCAGAGCUGACACACACUCCCGUGUCCUUUUUACACAGCUGAAGCUUUUCACAAGUUUCCACUUGUGGUUUAUGUCCACCCCUACGCAGCAGCGUAGACAACCACCAACCACAGCAGAUGCAGUGACAGCAGCAUUAAAUUUGUUCCAGUGAUGAUAACCAAAGUGACAACCAGCAUGCUCUUUAUCACAGUGAAAUUAUUAGGAUGUUACCAUUGCCACAGAUUCAAGGAAUCACAGCAUUAAAUGUCUUUGUGGUUUUAGUUAAUGACAACACCUCCCUCUAAAUCAAUUAAUAAAUGACUGAAGUGCUGUUUGGUUUGUGAGUUAAUGUGUACACUGGGCGUUGUAAGACUGAGAUUAUGUCUACACAGUUGGAGCCACCACCUUCAUCAAACACUAAUGCUGGUAUUACCCGAUCUUUUGAACCAUGUUUUAUCACUGGUUCCAAAACCCAUUUUUCAAAAGGUAUAAAAGGAGUCCCCUCUCUCCUCCUCCACUCCUGACACAUCUGUUGUUCUGCUCACCUGUGCAGCUCCUCUCUUUUUACCGUACUGACCACCCUCUCAAGCAGCAACCAUGACCCAGCUAGAGACAGCCAUGGCCCUCCUGAUGAAGACCUUUGAUACAUACGCUGCCAGCGAGGGUAAUAAGGACACCCUGUCCAAAGUCGAGGCCAAGGCUCUGCUGGAGAAGGAGAUGCCUGGACUGCUGAAGGCAGCGAAAAACCCAGACGAGGUGGACAAGCUGCUGAAAGGUCUGGACUUUAACGGAGACUCUGAGAUCGACUUCAACGAAUUUGUGGUGCUGGUAGCUGCUCUGACCUGCGCCUGCCACAACCGCAAUCCCAAGAAGUGAGCAGAUUGACCGCACCCUCGGGUGGUGCCAAAUGGUGGCAACAGGACCACAAAAUCCUUAUAGUAACUGUUUUUUGAAUAAAGUAAUUUACCUCCCUG
Messenger RNA from Lates calcarifer (barramundi perch), 956 nucleotides. Its product is annotated as protein S100-P. Lineage: Eukaryota; Metazoa; Chordata; Actinopteri; Centropomidae. Gene Ontology annotation, biological process: endothelial cell migration. Gene Ontology annotation, cellular component: cytoplasm; extracellular exosome. The record is from RefSeq and is a predicted model, not a curated record. The coding region runs from base 580 to 858 and encodes 92 amino acids. The transcript has 2 exons. Gene Ontology annotation, molecular function: calcium ion binding; transition metal ion binding.